AUGACCACAACAAUCAAGCCGGACCACUCCAGUAAGAAAAACCUCACUGAACCCCCAAAGAAUCCUCACAGAAAACCUCAAAGUAACCCCCCCCCACAGAACCUUUACAGAAACCUCCACCGAAUCCUCACAGAAACACCACAACCUCACAGAAUCCUCACAGAAAAAAAUCAAAGAACACUCACAGAAUCCCAACAGAACCCUCCCAAAAACCUCACAGAAACCCCACGGAACCCCAACACAACCCUUACAGAACCCCCAAAGAACCCUCCCAAAACCCCCACAGAACCCUUACAGAACCCCACAGAAAACCUCACAGAACUCCCAAAACCCCACAGAAAAUCUCACACUACCCUCACAGAGCCCUCACCCCUCCUAGCUUCGAGAAACUCAUCCUUUAUCAUCCUCCACCAUCCUACAGCCUACACUAACAUCCUCCAGCAUCCUCUAAACUCCUCCUUCACCCUUUACCAUCCCCCAACAUCCUAUAACAGCCUCCAGCAUCCUUUACCACCCCUAGCCUACUCUAACAUCCUCCAGCAUCCUUUACCAUCCUCCACAUCCACCAGCAUCUUCCAACAUCCUCCAGCAUCCUCUAACAUCCGCCAACAUUCUCUACAUCCUGCAGCGUCUUCCAACAUCCUCCAGCAUCCUCUAACCUCCUCUAGCAUCCUCCAACAUCCUCCCAGUCAUUACAGCAUCCUUUCAUCCUCCAGCAUCCUCAAACAUCCUACAGCAUCCUUUACAUCCUCUCAGCAUUCUAACAUCCUGCAGCAUCCAACAUCCUUAACAUCCUCAACAUCCUUUACAUCCUCCAAACAUCCUCAGCAUCCUUUACCAUCCUCCAGUAUCCUCAAACAUCCUACAGCAUCCUUUACACCAUUCUUCUGCAGCAUCCUCAAACAUCCUACAGCAUCCUUUACCAUCCUCCAGCAUCCUCAAACAUCCUACAGCAUCCUUUACCAUCCUCCAGUAUCCUCAAACAUCCUACAGCAUCCUUUACCAUCCUCCAGCAUCCUCAAACAUCCUCCAGCAUCCUUUACCAUCCUCCAGCAUCUUCUAACAUCCGCAAAUCCUUUAACCAUCCUCAGUAUCCUCAAACAUCCUGCAGCAUCCUUUACAUCCUCUAACAUCCUCAAACAUCCUACAGCAUCCUUUACCAUCCUCCAGCAUCUCAACAUCCAGCAUCCUUUACCAUCCUCCACAUCCUUUACAUCCUCCAGCAUCUCUAACAUCCUGCAGCAUCCUUCCUCCAGAUCCUCAAACAUCCUCAGCAUCCACCAACAUCCUCAAACAUCUACAGCCUUUACCAUCCUCGCAGCAUCCUCAGACAUCCUCCAGCAUCCUUUAACAUCCUCCCAGCAUCCUUCUAACAUCCUGCAGCAUCCUUUUACCAUCCUCCAGUAUCCUCAAACAUCCUGCAGCAUCCUUUACCAUCCUCUAACAUCCUCAAAACAUCCUACAGCAUCCUUACCAUCCUCCAGCAUCCUCAAACCUCCAGCAUCCUUUACCAUCCUCCAGCAAUCUCUAAGCAUCCUGCAGCAUCCUUUUCCAUCCUCUAACAUCCUCAUCUACAGCAUCCUUACCAUCCUCCAUCUCAACAUCCUACAGCAUCCUUCCAUCCUCCAGCAUCCUCAAACAUCCUCCAGCAUCCUUUACCAUCCUCAGCAAUCUCUAAGCAUCCUGCAGCAUCCUUUCCAUCCUCUAACAUCCUCCAUCCUACAGCAUCCUCAAACAUCCUACAGCAUCCUUUACCAUCCUCCAGCAUCCUCAAACAUCCUCCAGCAUCCUUUACCAUCCUCCACAUCCUUUACCAUCCUCCACCUCAAACAUCCUACAGCAUCCUUCACCAUCCUCAGCAUCCUCAAACAUCCUACGCAUCCUUUACAUCCUCCAGCAUCUCUAAGCAUCUGCAGCAUCCUUUUCCAUCCUCUAACAUCCUCAAAACAUCCUACAGCACCUCACAUCCCUCCAGCAUCCUCACAUCCUACUUUACCAUCCUCCAGCAUCUCCAACAUCCUCAGCAGAUACCCCAGCCGUCGCCAGCAAUCUCUGGCAUUAAUCCAGCCACUUUCGGACAAUCGAGGAAGUAAUACUGUAGGUGGUUGGCAUUGUGUGCGUCGCACAACUUGCACAAUGAGUACUGGGGCACGUCCCCUGACUCGCUCACCAGCCUCACAGGUGUAG
Penaeus vannamei (Pacific white shrimp) is the source of this 2187-nucleotide messenger RNA. The record is from RefSeq and is a predicted model, not a curated record. Lineage: Eukaryota; Metazoa; Arthropoda; Malacostraca; Decapoda; Penaeidae.